UCGGCAAAGUGCUGGCGUUAGGGCAGCGGAAAUAUCAAAACGACGGCGUUCCAAUGCAUGGACGAAUUCAAAAGGACGCAGAGAAAUGACGAUUAUUCAGGGCGAUUCCCAUUGCGGAGACGAACCGACAUUGGAUGAGAUUAAGCAUGAAAUAUCGAGUAUCGUUGGAUUGUCAGAUGUCAAGAAGCAGUUAGAAUCCGUUGUUGAUAAAAUAAUUAAGGCAAAGAAAGAUGCCAGUGAGGGAUUAAGGGUUGUGCCUCCAAAACCCUUCCAUUUGGUGUUCAUAGGGAAUAGUGGAACAGGCAAGUCCAUGGUAGCUGGAAUUCUCGCCAAGCUAUUUUAUUUGGCUGGAGCUCUAUCUUCUUAUACUGUGACAGAGAUGCAAGGAAGUCGACAGAUGAAAGAUGCAGGCAGAGGUGUACUGGUUGUAAACAUUGACGAAGACCCCAUAAAAUUGGAGACUUUCAAGGAGAUCAUAGAUGUAAUGGAUGAGGGCCAUAUAGUUGUUAUAUUUUCUGGAAAUCUCAAUGCAUUAAAUCAAUGCAUGAAGCUCAACAAUGAAUUUUACUAUAGGCUCUCAGCAUGUCUACAAUUUAAUGACUUGACCCCCCUAGAACUGGCUACUAUCCUUCAAAGGAAGGCAAGUGAGAAGGGCGAGAAUGAUUUGAUAUGCGGGCUAGAGUUGGAUUCUUCAUGCAUCACCUGUGAUAUUGCUCAAAUAAUUGCGGAUGUAACACCAGAAAAUCUACGCAGACAGCUGAAUGCCCAUCUGAUUGAUCAAAUGCUAAUAGAAGCUAUGAAAGUGGCCGACUCGCAAGGUGAAAAGACCAUUUCAUUGAGGGAUCUAGGAAUAGUGUUUGCUCAAAAUGGUGUAUCUGCUGAGAACCCUUUAUUUUUACUCUCCUCUUCUCAUAUGCUCAAAGAAAAGUUCCAGUGAAGCAUAUACAAAGAAAUCCACGAUAAAGGUAAAGAGAGAGCAAUGCUUUAAGUUAUUGUUGGCAUCAGAAAUGCUGAAAUCAAGUGAAGAAGCCACUGCCUCCUGAGUUGCUCCAGGUCCAGCAUCACCACCAUUGCAGGCCUGCGCAGUUUGCUUUCUCCAGCAAUGCUGCUGUUCCGGCACCUCUUGCGUUGAAUCGCAUUCCUCUGGUUGUGGCUUCUAUUCGCUGGAGUUCUA
Molecule: messenger RNA, 1174 nt
Organism: Andrographis paniculata
Lineage: Eukaryota; Viridiplantae; Streptophyta; Magnoliopsida; Lamiales; Acanthaceae
Exons: 6
Coding region: 86-937 (283 amino acids)
Molecular function (GO): ATP binding
Source: RefSeq, a predicted model, not a curated record